AUGGCACUCUUCGUUCUGUUCGAGUCGGCAUCGGGCUUCGCCCUUUUUGAGGCAAAAGACUUGGAUGAGAUUGGAAACUCUGCUGAGAAGGUCCAGGAGUCCGUCAACAACCUGGAGCGCUUUGGCAAGGUCGUCAAGCUGACGGCCUUCAAGCCGUUCUCCUCGGCGGCCAACGCCCUGGAGCAGAUCAACGCCAUCAGCGAGGCGCAGCUCACGGACGACCUCAAGAACUUCCUCGCCCUCAACCUGCCAAAGGCCAAGGAGGGCAAGAAGCCCAAGAAGUUCCAGCUGGGCGUCUUUGAGGCCAAGCUGGGCAGCGCCAUCCAGGAGGCCACCGGCGUGCCCUGCGGGACCUCAAGGAGCCGGACCUGA
Messenger RNA from Monoraphidium neglectum, 372 nucleotides. RefSeq lists its product as hypothetical. The record is from RefSeq and is a predicted model, not a curated record. The transcript has 5 exons. Gene Ontology annotation, molecular function: snoRNA binding. Gene Ontology annotation, cellular component: box C/D methylation guide snoRNP complex; small-subunit processome. Bases 1 to 372 code for a protein of 123 amino acids. NCBI's taxonomy places the organism in Eukaryota, Viridiplantae, Chlorophyta, Chlorophyceae, Sphaeropleales, Selenastraceae.